Molecule: messenger RNA, 985 nt
Organism: Arachis duranensis
Lineage: Eukaryota; Viridiplantae; Streptophyta; Magnoliopsida; Fabales; Fabaceae
Product: casparian strip membrane protein 2
Exons: 3
Coding region: 176-739 (187 amino acids)
Source: RefSeq, a predicted model, not a curated record
CUAACUAAUCCACUAGAGCAUUUCCCUUAUGAUAUAAUUAAUGUAACAUUACACUAACAUCAUCAGUGUUCAAUGUUUUGUGCUUCCUUCAAGUAUAUAAAUGUGUGCAACUUCCUUGAUACUAUAACAUAGUCGAAUUAAGCAUCACUCUCAAUAAGUUGAACAACAAAAAAGAAUGAAGGUGAGUUCAGUUGAGGCGGGUGAAGUACCAAAAGGUGUUGUUUCCCCAAGCAAAAGGGUGAAGAGAGUGAUGUCAGUAAUAGAUUUCAUUCUGAGAAUUGUUGCAGCCAUUUCCGCACUUGGAAGUGCAUUGAGUAUGGGAACAGCAAGGGAAACACUUCCAUUUAGGACUCAGUUUGUUAAAUUCAGAGCAGUAUUUGAAGACCUUCCCACCUUUAUGUUCUUUGUGAUGUCCAACUCUAUUGUAUGUGCCUACUUGGUUCUUUCACUUGCCCUGUCAUUCUUCCACAUACUGAGAAGUACUGCAGUGAAAAGUAGGAUUCUCAUGGUGCUUCUUGACACGAUUAUGUAUGGCCUUCUCACAGCCGGAGCCGCGGCAGCGGCGGCUAUAGUAUUCCUAGCCCACCGUGGCAAUCCAAGUGCCAACUGGUUCCCUAUCUGCCAGCAAUACAACUACUUCUGCAAGCGAAUUUCCGGUUCAGUGAUCGGCUCUUUCUUCGCGGUGGUUCUGUUCAUGAUUCUUAUUCUCAUGUCAUCAAUAUCUAUAAGCAAGCACUGAUUUCUAUAUCUAUAUAUUAAGAGUAGUUGUGAAAUUGGUUUGUUUUAAGAGUUCUGAUAUGAAUAUCAAUGUUUUUGCCUAGCUAGGCAUGCAUGCUCUCAUGUAUGAAACUUAACAAGUGUAAAAUCUGUGUGUGGUUAUGAUUUAUGAGAUUUCAAUAACAAUGUUUUCUUUUGACAUAGAAUUCAGCAGUGUCAUUACACAAUUUCUGCAUUUUAUAUUACUUUUACUUUAAAAUGUUGCAUA